Molecule: messenger RNA, 837 nt
Organism: Parathielavia appendiculata
Lineage: Eukaryota; Fungi; Ascomycota; Sordariomycetes; Sordariales; Chaetomiaceae
Exons: 4
Coding region: 1-837 (278 amino acids)
Source: RefSeq, a predicted model, not a curated record
AUGGCUCAGUUCAAAACCCGGGAGAGGACCGGUGCUGCUUCAGCCUCCAUCUGCACUUGCGCCGACACUCCUCUCCCCCUCCCAGACCACCGCCGCGCCCCGGCCUUCGCCACCCUCUGCCGGACAUCGCGCGAGCUCAACAGCCUGGCAACAGCCCACCUUUACCACAGCCCAAUCUGCGACAGAAACGUAGCAGGGCUCACCCAGACUCUGCUCACCCGCAAGGAUCUCGCCUCGUUGGUCGAGGAACUGCGCGUCCCCAGGGUCCUGGCCUUUGGGCCCUCGAACUGGGCCCCAGCGACAGCCGCCCACUUCACCCGUCGGUUCCAAACCGUUCUUGACGCGGAGUCCGAGAUUGUCGUCUCUGCGGGCAACUUCCCCCUCGACAUCCUGACCAGCCUCUGCCUCAGCCUGGAAACUCUGGACGCCACCCUCGACUUCCGCGAGUCCUUCCGCCUGUGCACACCACACUCUUUGCCGCGCUUACAUACCGUCAACCUCGGCCAUGACGAUGUGGACGGAGGCAUGGACCUAUCCAACAUCUUCUCCCUGAUUAUCGCGGCAUGUCCCAAUUUCGAGACGCUCAAGUACGAGAGGAGGGGCCCAACGGGCUGGUUCAGCCAGUUCAGUUUGCUCGAGCUCAGGGACGCCGUGAUUGCCCACACGCCCAUAUUUGCCACGCUGCGCGUAUGGUACAUCAGAGAUUUGACGUCUACUUGGGAUGACGAUUGGGAGGACAGAUCGGACAUAGAGUCGGUUUCCGAGUUGCGGAGCGCCAUGACGGCACGAGGAAUCCAGUUCGAUUAUAGGGGAUCAUCAUACUCGUCACCGACAUGA